AUGCAGCUAUCGAGUAUUCUUCUAUUUAGCGCAGCAUCUUUGGCAGCACAAAUAGAGUCAUAUCCAAAGUUAGACGACGGCACGACUAUUGAAACAUUUCCGUUGUAUCAUGCUGAGGAUCAGAUAGCGUUGGAAUGUAGUAAAAGACAGAUUGAUACCGGUGAACAUUUUUUCAAUGAGAAAGGUGAUAUAAUCUAUAUACCUUUUAUGGAUUGCCAGGAAACGAAAAAACCACUUGAGCUGAAAUAUAACGUUGACGAGCAAAUUGCAUGCACAGUUAAGUUUGAAGACAGAUUAUACCACCUUUUUCAGUUAUAUUUACAUCAAGAUGCACCAUUCACAUGCCGGAUUCCUGUUCGGCCUGACUCAGGUCUUUAUAUUCCAUUGGACAUUCAAGUGAGAGGGAACAUCAUGGAGUCACACUUCGAUCUUGAUCCAAACAUUGCAAUUCAGAUGUUCACCGAUGGAGAUGGUACUAUCAUCUCUUCUACGAGUUUCUCUACAUCAGUUAAUACCACCAGAAUCAUAAUCGGGGAUACUGUCAAACUUAACUUUAAUGUUAUCUGGACUUCACUGAAAAAGAUAGUCCCAGAGAUCCCCGAACAAGCACAAACAACACAAAGUAAGUUGGAGCAACAGAAAUAUAUAACUAGUUACACAUUACCGGAUAGAAGAAAUCAAAAAGUUUUGUAUUUCUUUACUGCAGUGAUCGGUGCAUUAAUAGGUUCAGUUGUUACUACAGUCUUUUUGUAUAAGAGACUUAAUCGCAAGCUACUCCAGAGCUAUAGCGAUAAAUUGGAAUAA
Messenger RNA from Brettanomyces bruxellensis, 804 nucleotides. RefSeq lists its product as uncharacterized. Lineage: Eukaryota; Fungi; Ascomycota; Pichiomycetes; Pichiales; Pichiaceae. The record is from RefSeq and is a predicted model, not a curated record. The coding region runs from base 1 to 804 and encodes 267 amino acids. The transcript has a single exon.